Ictalurus furcatus (blue catfish) is the source of this 2269-nucleotide messenger RNA. RefSeq lists its product as uncharacterized. The record is from RefSeq and is a predicted model, not a curated record. The transcript is spliced from 6 exons. Bases 1148 to 1609 code for a protein of 153 amino acids. Gene Ontology annotation, molecular function: ubiquitin protein ligase activity. Gene Ontology annotation, cellular component: endomembrane system. NCBI's taxonomy places the organism in Eukaryota, Metazoa, Chordata, Actinopteri, Siluriformes, Ictaluridae.
GAGGGCGUGAGGAGGGAGGGUGCGAGUGGAUGAGUUGCGAGGCAAACCGGGGAUCACAUGAGCAGAGAUCUGUUUACAAACUGAAGCUGGGAGGCUGAGGCAUUGAGAAACACAGCAGCUAACACUCUGGGACAACGAUAGCCUUGCUUGAGACACACACACACACGUAGAUAAUGCUCCACCCUACACCCAUUCCAGAUAGAGCAAGGAAUUCUGGAUGAAAUGUUAUCAGCCAUUGUAGGUUUUUUUCUCUCUCUCUUCAAGGACUGAGGAACCAGAUGGUUUGAGGUGGCAAGAAAAACACUCCCCCAUACAGGCUGCAUAUACAGUCAUACAUGCAACCACAAGGUCUACCUGUAGACAGAUCAGUCUCUGCUUGAGGGUUUGUAUGUACGUAUGUAUGGGGAUGUCUUAGUUGUUCUUUUCUUCUUCUUCCUUUUGGAGGGGCCCUGCGUAAGGAAUACCUUUGACGAAUCAGCCAUUUUUCCAAAGAGACAAAGAGGAGGACUUUCCCAGGAGAAGAAGAAGAAUGACAUCAGAUGGACAAAGCUUGUCAAAAUCUAUCAAGAGGUCAUUCAGGAGCAAGACCAUUUUGCAGGAUGUGUCUUUAUAGAUGAAGUGUGGCCUCAAUCCGGAUCUUUUCUUUUUGUUUUUGUGUGUGUGUCCCUCCUCCUCCAACACUUCUUGAAGGAUCACAAGACCUUGUAUGAGACUCUUUUAAGCUUAUAUGAUUAUAUGAACUUCUUUUGUGUGCCAUACUGAACGUGGUGUGAGAUUUUCUUCAGUCUGUGUCACUUUAACACUCCAAAUCGAGUCAUUCUCCAAACACAGGAAACGUAUAUCAAGGACACGACAUGAUCCCUUUGUCUUUGUGGAGGCGCACAGGCGAAAUCUUUUGUGUGGAGAUUAUCGACAACAGCCAACGAUGACGACAAAAAACAAAUAAUUACCACAUAAAAAUUCAGGUCUCCUCUACGAGUUUCCAGACCAGCGACUCGGAAAACUCGGAGAUUUAACACAAACGUACACGGAGUCCUAACUAACAAAACCAAACCAAACCAAACAAAACAAUACCACUAUCACGAAAUCCGUGAAAGUCUCAGUUGAGAGGCGCUUUCGCUUCAGUCUGAGUUCCGUGUCAGAUUACAUGCAGCCAUUCCAAUGGUGUAACGGCUGCCUUUGCGGAGUAGGACUGCAGCGUUCACACUGCGAUAUGUCGUCGGAAGAUCUGUACCAUUUGCCGCUCAACGUCUAUGUCAUCGUGCUGGGCAUUGGCUUGUUCAUCUUUAUGCUCAGUGUCAUCUUCUGUUGCUACCUGUUCAGGUUGAAGCAACAAGACACAAGACAACAAUACAGCUACAAUGAGGUGGUGCUGAAAGGGGCAGGGAAGAAGCUGAGCCUACUUGGACAACCGUGUGCAGUCUGUCUGGAGGAAUUUAAAGCCCGGGAUGAGCUGGGCGUGUGUCCAUGCUCGCACACCUUCCAUAAGAAGUGCCUGUUGAAAUGGCUGGAGAUUCGCAGUGUUUGCCCCAUGUGCAACAAGCCCAUCAUACGACUGCACAACACACCCCGUGGAACAGAGGGGCCACAAGACCCUGAGGAGGUGUGAUCCUAUAUAAAUAAAAAAAAUAAAAAUAAAAACAAAACAAAAAAAAAAGGCACAACUGCAAAAACCCUUGGGCCACGCCCAUGUUUAUCGUCUCCACAACUGCCAAACUCGGAGCACACAAGAUCCAAACGCCACCACUGGAGGAGACUAAAUCCAACCUCCAUAUGCACCAACCCCUGGAGGCCUAGUGGACUUGAGAAGUAGCACCUAAUUGGCAAGAAGCAAAAACACUUGCCAUUUCUUUGACUUUGCGAUUAGACCAGUGUUCCUUAGCAAGGUACGAGAAGUGGGGCAAGAGGCAGGUAAACAGCUCAGCGGUUUCGUCUCACGAGGCACCUCUAAGCAACUAAUGAGAAACAACACUGAACUGCAGCAAGUGUAUGACAAGCACUGUUCACAAACACAGUGUGUAACUAAGCAGACACAAUAUAAAUGCAUGAUAAUCAGUCAGUUUUGGCCUGAAGUUAAAAGGCUAUAGUAUGUAGAUAAAAUGUGUUGUUCUGUUCAAAAGGCACUGCAAGUCUUUACUGGGCCUUGUAUAGUGAUUAAAAGAAGAAAUAUGAAGAUAUGAACUAAUAAUCAGCAGUAAAACUGUACUUCCCCAUUACUGAAUAUGUAUCAGGGCCAAUCUAUUGCCACUUUUUUUUUUGUAUAGUUUGA